GUUGAAACUUCUUGUGGGUCUUCAGUUGUAACUCUCCACCAAAGGCUCUAAGGUUGUCUCGGUCUUUAUUAAUGAAAUAAGCCGCUACCACACACACACUGCGCACACUAUCAUGCUGCAGACACAAAUUAUGUAAAUAGGACGUACAACUUUUUCAGAUAAACUCAUGUCAGCCUUAGUAUUGUAAAUGGGUGCCCAGCAUUCUUAAUCACGGGUAAUACUGUUCUUUACCGCUAUUAAACCUUAUAUGCAUGGGGAGCUAGGGAUGUGGUGCAAGAGCGCAUCUGCACGGGCGCUAUAUAGUUAACGGCUGAAAUACACAGACAUUCAAGGCUAGAGCGGCGAACCUGCAACAACGCCCAAUUUAAUACCGGAAGUUCAGCCUGUAGACCGUCUGAAUUUACGCAAUGCACUCAUUUGACGACCUGUGGAGGCGGCAGAGACUUUAGCACGCACGCGCAGGCGGUCCUGACGAGUAGAGUGCUGGGAGUCGGCUGCGUGGUGCGUGCGCCCACACGCGCAUGCGUCGUUGUCGACGGCGACGACGGCCAUCAUGGCGGUUUGUGGCGCGGCGGCGGCGGCGGCGGCGGCCGGAGGAGGAAGGCGCUGGUAUUUUACUCGGGAGCAGCUAGCGCGGAGCCCUUCCCGGCGCCUGGGACUCGACCCGGACAAGGAAUUAUCGUACCGGCAGCAGGCGGCUAACCUGCUUCAGGACAUGGGCCAGCGCCUCAAUGUUUCUCAGCUGACUAUCAAUACUGCUAUUGUCUAUAUGCACCGAUUCUACAUGGUUCAGUCUUUUACUCAGUUUCCUCGGAAUACUCUAGCGCCUGCUGCCCUUUUCCUGGCAGCCAAGGUGGAGGAACAACCUCGAAAACUGGAGCAUGUCAUCAAGGUCUCUCAUGCCUGUCUGCAUCCUCAAGAGGCUCCCCCAGACACACGGAGUGACGCUUACCUGCAACAAGCCCAAGACCUGGUCAUUCUAGAGAGCAUAAUACUGCAGACCCUGGGGUUUGAGAUCACCAUAGAUCAUCCUCACACACAUGUGGUUAAAUGCACACAGUUAGUGCGAGCCAGCAAAGAUCUGGCACAGACUUCUUACUUCAUGGCUACCAACAGCCUUCACCUAACCACCUUCAGCCUGCAGUACACCCCUCCCGUUGUGGCCUGCGUCUGCAUCCACUUGGCCUGUAAAUGGUCCAACUGGGAGAUCCCAGUCUCCACGGACGGGAAGCACUGGUGGGAAUACGUUGAUGGCACUGUAACUCUGGAACUCUUGGAUGAGCUAACUCACGAAUUCCUGCAGAUCCUUGAGAAAACUCCUAACCGGCUGAAACGAAUCAGGAAUUGGCGGGCUUGCCAGGCAGCCAAGAAAUCAAAGACAGACGAGCAGGAUGAUGAUGAUUCGCUCUCGGAACAGACAAUUCUCAGCAUGAUCUCCAGAAGCUCCUCGGACACAACCAUUGCAGGCCUGAUGAGCAUGUCUACUUCCUCAACUGCAGGAGCUGUGUCUUCCCUUCCUGCUUCCACAGGGGACUCUCCAGGAGACCCAAGCAGCUUCGACAUGAUGUCAGCAGACAGUUGGAUGCCUCCACACGCUUCACACAAACUAGAAGUCAGCCACAGGGCUAGUGAAACCUCUUCUGGAACAGAACAUCCACAUCAUGACAGCAGUAGUGGCUCCUUCUCUAAGAGUAUUAAGAGUGUUCCACUGGCAAAAGUGUCACUGAAGGAGUACCGCGCCAAGCAUGCUGAGGAGCUGGCCGCACAGAAACGUCAGUUGGAGAACAUGGAGGCGAAUGUGCGCUCUCAGUAUGCCCAUGCUGCUCAGAACUUGCUUGUGCAGCAGCAGCGAGAACGGGAUGUGCAGCAAGAGAGCAACCCAUCUCCCAUCAUCCUAAAAAUUCCCUUGAGCGGCAGCUCUGAUGGUACUGAACGACCCCCUGCUGAAAAGGCUGAUAAACCCUCCCCUGCCCUCAAAGUGAGACUGCCUGUUUCGGGGGACAAAGGUCCUCUUUCUUCCUCCAAGCCGGAGGAAAUAAAAAUGCGCAUCAAAGUGCCAACUGCUUCAGAACGGCACAGCUCAUCUGAUGAAAGUAGUGGCAAGUGCCGGGGGGAACACAGAGAAAAACAUAAGGUCCACUCAUCCAACCAUCACCACCAUCAUCAUAACCACCACUCUCAUAAACAUUCACAUGCACAACCAGUUGCCAGCACCAAAAGAUUGGGGGACUCCAAGCAUGGCAAUCAGAGUAGCAUUGCACCCCAUAAAGGUUAUGUCCCAGCUUGUUCCUCUCGUAAGAGACCGCUUUUGGAGGAGGCCUCAGCUGUAGCACAUGAACAUCAGCCGAAAAUCAGUAAGACUUCAAAAGGAUCCACAAUUCCAUUCCCCUUUGCUCAGCACCCUGGGCACAGCUUGGAUGCAGCUGGUCUACCUUUUGUCCAGGGCAACAAAGCCAGAGGGGCUCAUGGAAAACUGGACAAGAGCACUACGGGGGCCAAUGGGCAUAAUAUGAACCAGGCCAUUGACUACCAGGAUACAGUGAAUAUGCUGCACUCCUUGCUCAGUGCACAGGGCAUGCAACCCACCCAGCCACCUGCCUUUGACUUUGUGCACUCAUAUGGCGAGUACUUGAACCCCAGGGCUGCUGCCAGUGUGGAUAAACCACGGCCGCCCCCUCUGCCCUCAGAACCUCCCCCUCCCCUGCCACCUCUCCCCAAGUGAUCACUGUUUUAACUACUGAGGUUGGGCUGUCCUCUGCUGAGGACAUGGCUCAUAGUGAUCUCCACUGCCUUGUGUGAAUCUUCCCCCCUCCUCCUCUGCCUCCUGUUUUUAAACUGUUUUUAUUAUUGGUAUGAGAAUGUGGAGCCCUUGAAGCUGUGAAAAGGUGUGCCCAUUUUUCUCCAUGUUUCCCAUUCUCCCUCUGCCUCCAGUCCCACUGGGAAGAGAUGGGGAUGUGUUUCCUGUGAGACUGAGCCUCAGUUGAGGGGUUUUAAAGGUCAUGAACUAACAGGAAAUGGCACAGGGCUAUUUAAAUCGUCGCAGUCUUUCUCCUUCUAAAAGACAUUUUAAGAUAAUUUAAAGUAAGUUAUAUAUGUUCUUAGUGUUGGUUUUAUUUUUCUAAGGUGGAUAAAGUGGGGGGGGGGGUUUACAGCAGAAUUUGAAAUGGAGGCAGGGCGCAUGGGCUCUGCUUGCUUAAGUGCGCCUUGUCCUGAUGGAAGUUGCUUCCCUCUGGAUGGAGGCAGUGAAGGUUUGAAAGGAGGGAAUGUUUGAAAAGGUCUCUGUGAGGAAGGCAUGAAUACUGACCAAAAGUAUCGUGGUCUGGUAGGUGGUGGAGCAUUUCCACUCUCCCCCCCACCUUAGUUUUUGGUUGUUCAGCUGAGUGAACUGAGACAGAUGCUGACCCAUAUUUCCAAAGUACUUUGGAAACAGGAGAGAUUGUGUGUGAAGUUGUUGGCUCUAUCCAGCUCUUUCCUGCUGAGCAGGGAGGAUGUAGGAGCACCGCUUCCUUAAUCGCUCUCACUUCCCUCCUUGACCACGCAGCUUCUAUUGGGGUCUCCCAUUACUGGACCUGCCACCUUGAGUUCAGUCAAUUGAGGAUGAAUGGCUACCUAGCUUAGUUAUUAAAUUCUGAUGGGACUGUAUUAUAAAGGUGGGCAGAACUACAUGCUCCUAUGGGAACUCUUGAGAGUGCCUUCAGAAAGAGAGGUCAUUGCAGCAACCUAUCUGGGAAAGGUGGUAAUUCGUUUGAGAGAAGAAGCUGGAAGGAAGGCAGAAAGCCUGUAUGAAUGUUAGAACAGUAAUCGUGAUUCUGGGAUGCUUUAAAUUGUAUUUAAAUUGCAUUAUGGGAUAUGUGAUUUUCACAUUUUGCUAGAAGGAAAAAAAGCUUUUCAAAAUAUAUAUGAAGACAGCAACAAGUGAAAUCAGGCAAAUUUGGAUUAGAGAAUAGAGGAGUGAAAAGAGCUGGUAAAAUCUAGAUGAAUUUAGGGGAACCUGCUUCUGAAUUAAAUGUCUGCAGCAGUUGUGGCUAUCUUAAGUGUGCCCUGAAUUAGUUUGUUUUCUGGGAAGGAGUGUAAGAGUGGGCCCAUGGUAAAACUGACUUCAAAGAAGUUCUUCAACACUUUUGUGUUUAAAAAGUGAAUGGGGCUAGUAUUUUAAACAAGACCCUAUAUAUUGUGUUGCUAGAUCAUGCCAGAGUGCUUUUCAUUUCACAAGAUUCAGUAUUGGUUUGCAGCAUUAUAGCAAUUGAACUUGGGGUUGGCAUUCUUAAAACUCAGCUUUGCUGCCCUCUGGGUGUACAGUCCCUGGCUCAGCAAAGUUCUGGGGAUUUCCUACUGCUCUGAAGCAACUUCCAAAUUGAAAUACAAGGGGCUUUGUAUUGCAAAACAUGGUGGUUUUUUUCUCUGUCAGAAUGGAAAAUUUCCUACAUAUCAACAGAAGUCUAUUCCAGUGUGUUCAAUAGCAACUAAAAGAUCUAAACAGGCAAAGCUAGUAAUGUGAGCAAAGUUAUAUUACUGCUGGUUAGAGAAGAGCGCAUCAUGUUGAAAGCAACAAAAGACACUUGCCUGUGGAUAUCUGUUUGGUUUUACUGAAGUGUUCUCUCUGAAUUUAAAACAGUAACUUUAUUUCCCCACAACCUGGAUUUCUGAAAAGAAUGGUGUCUCCACUAUUGAUGGUCGCAAACUUUGGGCCUGGUUUCACAUAAUCCUUCAGAAACUUUUUCUAAUUCCCAGCUCAUAUUAUUACUAUUCUAAGUUUCAAUAAAUGUUCUGUCUCCA
Molecule: messenger RNA, 4776 nt
Organism: Hemicordylus capensis (graceful crag lizard)
Lineage: Eukaryota; Metazoa; Chordata; Lepidosauria; Squamata; Cordylidae
Gene: CCNT1
Product: cyclin T1
Exons: 9
Coding region: 554-2722 (722 amino acids)
Biological process (GO): positive regulation of DNA-templated transcription, elongation; regulation of transcription by RNA polymerase II
Cellular component (GO): cyclin/CDK positive transcription elongation factor complex; nucleus
Molecular function (GO): cyclin-dependent protein serine/threonine kinase activator activity
Source: RefSeq, a predicted model, not a curated record